UGGAAAGUUCUACUUUUCAGCUUUCGAACGAAAUUUAGUGUAAACAAUUAUUAAAAUAACAACAAUGGCAGCAAAAAAGAAGUUAAGCAAGGAAGAGUUGAGGAAAGCGAUGUUGGAGGCUAAGAAAAAGCACAGUUCUAUAAAAAAAAUAGAACACCCACUUGCCAGAUACAACGAGCUGGAUCAGCUUGUGUGUAUUUUAUGCAAAAUUCAGGUACGCAACGAAGCUGUGUGGCCAGUUCAUUUAAACUCAAAGUCACACAAAGAAAACAUCGAAAUGGCUAAGAAGACAAAGUUAGAGGCUGCUCGACCUAUGAAACCUCCACAACCUGUGGCAUCAAAUAAAAGGCCAGCCACGUCUCAAUCACAGCAUCAGGAACCUAAGAGAGUCAAGGGAAUUUUAAAAAAUUCUGGACAACCUCCACCAAAUGUCAAAGCAAACUUGCCAUCAGACUUUUUUGAUAGUUCUUCGACUGUCAGUAGCGGUAGUGGUGGUGGUACAAUUGUGCCAAAAGAUGCUUUAGCAAAUGGUGCAUCUACAACAAAUGGUCGCAUGGAGGUUGAUGGUUCAGAGGAAAAAACAUCAGAAGUAAAAGAUGCUAAGGAAGAUAAUCAGUCUGCCCUUCCAGAAGGUUUUUUUGAUGAUCCAAUACAGGAUGCUAAGGCUCGUAAUGUUGAAUACAAAAAUCCUAUUGAAGAGGAAUGGGAGAGGUUUCAAAAAGAAAUUAAAGAAGAGACAGCACAAUCAGCACAGAUUAUCGGAGAUGACCAGGAGGAGGCUGCUACAGAAAGGCAGCUUGAUGUAAUUGAAGAGCAACUGAGAAAUUGGUCCAGAGUGAUGGACUUGGUGAAACAAAAAGAACUUGUUAAGACAGCUGAUAAGAAGCAAGAUAACAGUGAUUCUUCCAGCGAUGGAGAAGAUUACGAUGAAUUUUUAGAUUGGAGGGCAAAGAAAUCGUAUCGUGGGUGAU
Copidosoma floridanum is the source of this 971-nucleotide messenger RNA. RefSeq names its product zinc finger protein 830. Gene Ontology annotation, biological process: nuclear DNA replication; mitotic DNA damage checkpoint signaling; mitotic DNA replication checkpoint signaling. The record is from RefSeq and is a predicted model, not a curated record. Gene Ontology annotation, molecular function: zinc ion binding; nucleic acid binding. Lineage: Eukaryota; Metazoa; Arthropoda; Insecta; Hymenoptera; Encyrtidae. Gene Ontology annotation, cellular component: nucleus; spliceosomal complex.